Molecule: messenger RNA, 1719 nt
Organism: Rotaria sordida
Lineage: Eukaryota; Metazoa; Rotifera; Eurotatoria; Philodinida; Philodinidae
Source: the annotation of a GenBank genome assembly
AUGUCGAAUACAACAAUUAUUUGUAUUCAACUAAUCAUUCUGAUCAGUAACGUUAUAUUUAUUCGUUUAACAAUUGCUAUUAAUCAGUGUGAUUUAUCAAGUUCUAUUAAUUUACAAUGGGCUACAUAUAGUCAUUCAUUAAUUUUACGUGUUCAACCAAUGAAGUUAUCUGAACAAAGUUAUACAAAAAAUAUGACUAUUGUUAGAAAAGUUCUUGCACGUGAAAUUAUCAAAAUGUCAAGAAUUGAUCGAUAUCAAGAUCAAAUAGUCAAAAUAAAUGAUAUUGUCAUAAUAAAAAUUAAUGAUAACGAUAACGAAUUUCUUGAUGAUUCAUGUUGGCAUUACCUUCGUAUAUCAACAGUGGAUAUUAUUCUUUUUCUUAAUGAAACUAAUACUAAUGAAUUCAAUUUACAUUAUCCACCAGUUGAAUCAACACAUCGUGUACGACAACAUAUUGAGGCCGUCCUCAGUCAUGAAACAUAUCCACCCAAAGUUCUAAUAAAAACUCGUAUAGAUAAAGCAAUUGUAUCAAAAGAUUAUUUUCUUCAGUGCAAUUCACGUGGUAAUCCAUUACCUCGUUUAUUAUGGAGUAAAAAAAAUGAUAGAAACAGUACAUUACACUAUUAUCCAAUACAUAGACAAUGUAAAACAUCAUGUCGAAUUUAUUCAAUACAGCAUAAAUAUCAAUCAUUUUUAUAUUUUCGAUCAUUAACAUUUGAUGAUAUUGGAAUUUAUAUUUGUCAUGCAGAAAAUCCAAUGAAUCGUACAACGACUAGUGUUUAUUUAAAUAUUAAUUCUUAUCAUCAAUCAAAUAUUAAUCUGACAUGUUCCAGUUUAAAAUAUUGUCAUAAUCAUGGACAAUGUAUAUUUAUUAAUAAUCAAAUGAAAUGUGUAUGUGACAAUCAAUAUUUCGGUGAACAAUGUGAAACAAAUUAUGAUGAUAUUAUAAAAAAACAAGAUUCUGCUAUUCUUUUAUUUCAAUCUCGAUUUUUGGCUGGUUGUAUUCUUUUUUCUGUUGGAUUUUUACUUCUAUUAAUUGCAAUUAUAUCUUGGUUUCUUGCAAGAAAUAAUAGACGACAACAAAAGAAAUUGAAAAAGAAAUUAUUAUUUAAAAAAUCAGUUGAAAAACCACUUAUUAUACCUACUAAAGAAACCAAUCUUUCAACAGAACUUAAUGGUACCAUUCCAUCAUCUACUUCGAUUGAACAAAUAAAUAAACCUUUUACUCCUUCUCCUCCUCCUCUUCCUCCUUCAGCUAGUGUUCACAUUAGUCAUAUACCCAUGUUAGAAAAAAAACCAUUAAUACAUUCUUUUAUUCGACGGACAAAUGUGCCAGCAGCAUUAACAAGAGAAUCAUCAACUGCAACAGAUGAUGAUGAUGAUGGUGGUGAUGGAAUAAAUGGUUUUCUACGUCAUUAUCAAACGUUACCACCUGUACCAACUAAAAUCGAUGAAGAAUAUGAAGAACGUUUUUCUUUAAAAAUGAAUAAAUCAGAAGAACUCGGUCUUGGAUAUUUAACAAAUGGAAUAAAUAAUAGUGACCUUGUACUUUCACAUAGUUAUGCUGAUAUUUAUCAACCAGAUCAUCAAACAGGUUUAAUUAAACCAUUACAUAUUCGAAAAGAUCCACCACAACGGUAUACAAAAUAUGUUUCAUCAUAUAGUAAAUUUGUUUUACCUCGACCAAUUAAAUCAUCGUCAUUAGAAUAUCAACAAUGA